CCGGUAGUGGCGCUCUGCAGUGUAGGCGCAGAGCUCAGCGGCCGCGCUCGCAGGGAAGGAGCCGGCGCCCAGGCGGUUCUACCCCGGAGGGGACCGCGGCUGCAGCCGGCCUCGGGCAAGGCGGGGCGGGCGCAGCGAGGGGAGGGCGGCAGCCCCCGGCGCUGCCUCGCGGCGGAAGUGGCCAGAGGAGGAAAUUCCCACUCGGCUGCCGGCUACAGCCAGUAUCCCGCGGCGGCAGCUCCCCAGCGCCCGGGCCAGGAGCCGCUGCCGGGGAUGUGAAGGCGCCCAACCCCCGGAUCAUGGCCAGCUCAGGAGCCCCUGGGGGAUGCGACGUGCUGAUUGUGUACGCCAGGGAUGCCAGUGAAUGGUGUCAGUACCUUCAGAACCUCUUCUUCUCGUGCCGGCAAGUCCGAAAGCAGCGGGUUCUGAGCUACGAAGUGGAGUACGGGGCUGCCAUUCCCUGGGAGGAGUUCGACCGAUUCAGCAGCAGCCGAUGCAUCAUUGUGUUGCUGUCUGCCGAGCUGGUGCAGAACUUUUACCUCCCUGAUGUCCUUGGGAGCCUGCAGGAAGCUUUGAGGCCCCCGCACAAAGUGGUCAAGCUGUUCUGCGGAGUGGAGGAUUGUGAUGACUUUUUAGGGUUUUUCAAGGACUGGGCCCAGUGGAAAGAGCUCACCUAUGAUGAUGAGCCAGAUGCCUACAUUGCAACAGUCAAGAAGGCUAUUUCAGAAGACUCUGGCUGCGAUUCUGUGACUGAUACAGAGGCAGAAGACGAGAGAAACCCAGUUUACUCCAGGAAACUUGCAAUGAGUCAGCAGCACGGGACAUCCAAGAGCACCCUGGGAGACCUGGUGGUGCAGCCUGACCGCAUACGCUGUGGGGUGCAGACAACACUUUAUAUUAUCACGAAAUGUAAACUGGAUUGUCAAGUGAAAACAGAAGCUGAAUUCUUUCCAGAGAAUGCCCAAUCUGUGCGUGUGCCAGCCAAGAUGGAAAAUGAAUACACUGUCUCUGUACAGGCUCCUGACUUAACAUCUGGAGCAGCAUCUCUGCGGAUAUAUUCAGGUGACUUGAUGGUGGGGGAAGCAAACAUCAGCUAUUACACUGACAUGGAAGAGAUCGGCAACUUGUUGGCCAAUGCAGCUAAUCCAGUGGAGUUCAUGUGCCAGGCCUUUAAAAUAGUACCAUAUAACAUAGAAGCUCUGGACAAACUGUUGACUGAGUCAUUGAAGAACAACAUUCCUGCAAGUGGCUUGCACCUGUUUGGAAUCAACCAGCUGGAGGAAGAAGAUAUGACAACAAAUCAGAGGGACGAAGAGUUGCCGACGCUACUUCACUUUGCUGCAAAAUAUGGUCUGAAGAACCUCACAGCCCUGCUGCUUACUUGCCCAGGAGCCCUGCAAGCCUACAGCGUAGCCAACAAGUAUGGGUACUACCCAAACAACAUUGCCGAAAACCAUGGCUUUAAGGACCUGCGGCAGUUCAUUGAUGAAUACGUGGAAACUGCUGAUAUGCUGAAGAGUCACAUUAAGGAGGAGCUGAUGCAGGGCGAGGAAGAUGACUCUGUUUAUGAGUCCAUGGCUCACCUCUCCACCGACUUGCUGAUGAAAUGCUCCCUGAAUCCUGGCUGUGAUGAUGAGCUCUAUGAAUCCAUGGCCAACUUUGCCCCUGAUGCCACAGACGAUCUGUAUGUAGAGAUGCUUCAGUCAAAACCCGAAGCCACAGUCGCUAAAGACCAGCUUUCUCUGAAUAUAAAAGACUCUAUGAUCCGCAAAUUUUUAGAAGGCAGUAGCAAAGAUGUGCCAGAUUCAGAGGAUGAUCCCUACCAGCAGUGCGGUGAGGAUGAACUUUACUACACUGUGGAGCAGGAUGACUUCCCUCAGGAAAUGGUCAACAGACCUCCAGUUCCUGUUCCGAGGCCUGACUCCAGCUCCCUUCAUCAAGAGAAGGAGCUGUACAUUUCCAAAGUAUUUGCAGGGAAAGCUCACGAAAGACCUGGGAAUCUGUAUGUCUCUGCAGGGAAGAUUAAGAAAGAGCCUGCAGUCAGGCUUGUCAGGGACCAGUCACAAUCAAGCAUAUACGACCCAUUCGCUGGGAUGAAAACGCCAGGUCAGCGGCAGUUAAUUACGCUACAGGAACAAGUCAAGAUGGGGAUACUCAAUGUUGAUGAAGCCGUGCUCCAUUUUAAGGAGUGGCAACUGAACCAGAAGAAGAGAUCGGAAUCAUUCCGGUUCCAACAGGAAAAUCUGAAACGGCUACGAGACAGCAUCACCCGGAGGCAAAUUGAGAAGCAAAAAACGGGAAAACGUUCAGACUUGGAAAUCACGGUGCCUAUACGACCGUCUCACAAUGCUCCCGGGAAACUGGAAUGUGGCAUUUAUGAAUUUGGCCCCAGGAAAACUGUUUUCCCACCAAGAAAGGAGAUAAAGCGAGGAGAGUGGAAAACAGAAAGCACCUCUAGCACUGCAAGUAGUGCCAGUAACCGAUCGAGUACUCGAAGUACAUUGAGUGUCAGUAGUGGGAUGGAAGGUGACAACGAGGAUAAUGAAAUCCUGGAAGCUACCAGAAGCCGCAGCCCAAUACCCCAGCAAGUGGAGAGGUUUCCCCUCACGCUACCUGAAAGGCCUCCGAGAAUACCUCCCAGAGGUGCAAGCAGGCCUGUAAGCAGCGAAAACUUUUUUCCUCCACCUGUGCCCCCACGAGGUCGCUGAAUCCUGAGAUCAUUGGAAUAUGGGAUAUUUUAGUGUGUAUGUGUACAGAUAUAUAUAUAUACAGACAUUUUAAAGGAUCUUUUUUACUAUUUAUAGAUGGAAGCCAGAUGAUUUCCCCCUCCCUGCCCCUCAGCUCUGGUGCAUUUUGUAGUAACAUUUCACUGAGAAAUCUCCCAGCCUUUUGUGACUUUUUUUUUCUUGGAGUGUCUUGGGACUUCUAGAUUUUAAGGAAAAACUAUCCAAGGUGGCAAAGAGAAUUUGGAUGAGUCUUCUGACUGUCUUACACCUCAUAUGGGGUUACGCCUCCCACCAAGAACAUGCUGUCCUCAUUGGAAUCCUACACUCUGAGAGUUGUAAAAACAACUAAAGAGAGUCACUGGAAAAUGUAAAAAAAAUAUAUAUAUUUUUUAAAAGCUCCUUUCAGAGUCUGUCUUCAAAGAAUGCUCAUCACGAGCUGCAUCAGAAGAGUGGAUCUCAGUAGUUUGGUGGUGUAACAUUUGGACACUGGCUCGUUCCCACCAAAUCUCCUGUAACGGAUCUUCCUUUAAUAGUUAUUGGACAUGAUGGUUUUGCAAAAAGGGCUUUGUGAAGACUUCCAUAUUCAAGCAAAAGUCGUUUUUAUACAGCCCUUUUCUCUGCCCACCCCAUUGUCUUUGGAUGGGGAAAGACACUAGCGAGGUGCUAUAUACACUGCAUUGGAUGCAAGACUCCCUAACAGCUGGUGAGGGAAUUGCUCUGUCACAUGAAACAGCUCUAUAUAGAUGCUUUCUAGGGGCCUUGUUACUUUAAAUCCAAAUAGCUGACCUCUUGUAUUAGGGGAAGAAAUUUUUAGCAGUCCUUUGACCUUCCCCCUUCCCUGUACACAUUUGAGUAUCAUAUCUGUGUUAAGGCUGUUUAUGCUUUGUAAUAGCGUGUGUUGAUAAGGUGUAUGUAUUUUGUGGCUCAAAUAUGGAUUUAAUUGUUGCUUACUUCACUGGGCACAGACAUCCCGUUCAGUGGUUGGGUUUUGUUUGCCCUAAGCAUCCUGUUUAGCAAAACUGCACCUACAGCAGCUGUGUCCAACCAAAUCCACCUGAGGGCUGUGUGUUUUCAAAAACAUCAAAGGGCUUCUUAGUUCUGCUCCCCCUUGUGCCACUCAGAUGGCACAAGGAGCAAAAACCAUUGCUAAGUCCUCAUCACAGAGAGUUGGGGUAGCUGGCUUUCAGGCCUGGGGUGAGGAGAACAUGGAACUCCAGCAAUCCUUGGCUGACAUGGCUCACAGGAGACCUUUGAUGGCUGGCACAAGUUAGAGGCUACUCUGCCCCUGCCCAGGGUAGAGAAUUGGGUAACAAUAACUUGUUGGUUCUCAGCUUCUCUUUUCCCUUCCCUCCCUGUGGUAGCUGUGUGGGGGAGAGGAGCCAUCCCUUUUUAGCUGAACCCAGCCCUCUAGGCUCAGAGAGAGCUCAGGUAAGCAGCCGACAGAGCAACCAGAGUUGCAGCUCCCCAUCCCUUGCAAUACAGCAAGUGGCCAGUGGAGGGAGUUGCUGAAGAAGUAAUCCACGGGGUGUCCCCUACUGUUGCUUUGUAGAGAUGUGGGUCAUUCAAACAGUUCAGGGUGGCACUUGUGAAACGCAUCUUCAGUUCACAAUCAAGUGCAAACUCUCUUUUCAAUGCAGCUCUAUGUGGCUCAGAAGCUCGUCCCUUCCACCAACAGAAGCUGCUCCAAUAAACAAUAUUACCUCACCCUCCUCAUCUCUCUCAUAUCCUGCGUCCCACAAGGCUACAAUGACACUGCAAGCAAGCACCAUGGGUGCUCCUUUAAAAGUACAUGAGUGUUCUCCUCCACUAACCAGGUGUUACUCAGAACACUACAGGCUCUGAAUGCUGGCUUGCCGUAGCUUGCUGGUGACUCGCUUUAGUCGGGGGGAAGGGUUGAGAUCCAGAGAGCAGGAGUUGGGUUUGUGUCCCUUUCCCUAGCGGGCGCAGUCCCCAGCACUUUUCCAUUGAACUGAAAAAAGUUUCUUCACCUAAUCGAGGAGAAAAUGAAACUGCAAAUGAAAGGAAUGAGUUAAAGGAAAUAAAACUGAAGAGGAGAGUUAAUUCAGGGGCCAAAUCCUGUUCAGUGCUCACUUCUGUUUUACUUUGCACACAUCUUGGUGGGUUCUGCCCUUCGGUUUAGCCCUGUGCAACCAGCAGCUCAUGGGCCCCUUUGCCUCUGUAGCUCUCUCGUGCGCUGCCCGUAAGGUCAGUUCUGUGCUGCAGCAUUGCAGGAAUUAACUGCUUUCCUAUCUCCCAGGGUAUAAGAACUGAGGAAUGUGGGGCAGAAGGAAAAGAGCAAAGCAUGAAGAUGCCCCUCUCCCAAUUUCAGAACAUUUCCUUUCCAGAUAAACCCGUAGCCAGUGUAUGUUAAACUUGCAGUGGUUCUCAAAAUGUGGGUUGGAACCCCCUUUUAAUGGAGUCGCCAGAGUUGGCUUAGACUUGCUGGGGUCUGGGGCUGAAGCCCUAGACCCACCACCUGGGCCCAAAGCCCGAGGGCUUCAGCCCUGGGUGGUGGGGCUCAGGUUACGGGCCCCCUGCCUGCUCCUGAAGCCCUUGGGUGGCUUGGGUAAGGUCAGGCUUCAGUCCCCCUGUCUGCUGGGGUCAUGUAGUAAUUUUUGUUGUCAGAAGGGGGUCGGGGUGCAAUGAAGUUUGAGAACCCCUGUGUUAAAGCAGGCAUGCAGGCGGGGGGCAAGGGGGAGUGACUGCCUGCCCUCUGUCCAUUCAACCCUGGGUAACUCUGACUCUGCACCACUAGAGGAGACUGUCACACAUAGGGUGACCAGAUGUCCUGAUUUUAUAGGGACAGUCCCGAUUUUGGAGUCUUUUUCUUAUAUAAGCUCCUAUUACCCCCCCAAACCCGUCCCAAUUUUUCACACUUGCUGUCUGGUCACCCUAGUCACACAGGUUUCCUCUAAUGUGAGUUUGGUCAGAGGGACAUGUUCUGGUGGCAUAUCUGUGGUGGAAUUUCACUGGAUUGAUUAAGACUUUACGGUUGGGCUCAGCAGUGAGCUGCGCCUCCCUUGUUUCAGUUGCUUAACUGGCAUCUAAAAACAACCCUCACAUCUCUGCCCAGCCAGCCUCCCUCUUUUGCUGCUCAGAACUUCCCUCAUGCCAAACUGUCCAUUUAAACAAGUGUCCGUUGCGUUCUUCUGUACUUUCCAAAGCCUAUUGUGCACUAUGCUGCUUUGAGAGAGACCACAGCUGGGAAGUGGCAUCAAGGUUCAUUACAAACAUGGUCUGUUCAGGCCCCACUUACACUCUAAGGAAACACAUGUCACCCUACAGUCUAGUGCAGGUGUGCCGCUAUGUCGCUAGAGCCAAAUGCAGCCCCUGGUAAUAUUCUCCCUGUAACUCUGCCCUUGGGAGGACAAAGCAGAUCAGCUGCAGGUCUGUAUGCCUGGCAGUCUAGAACAAGGAACUGUUUUUAGUAUAUCAAGAAAAGCAGAGCAGAAGAUAUCAUGGCUUCAUAUGCUUGAUUCAUGUCAACAUGGGAAUUGGGCAUGGCUUUCAAACCCCGGGCAAGCUGGGGUGUCUUAAAACCUGAGCACACCUUAUUGGAUGCGAGAUUUGGCCCUCAGUUCGCCCUGACUAGUUUGCAGCUGGUCAUUAAAAACUAUUUAGGGCUCAGUGCUUUAACAGUCUUCUUUCAUCUUUAGGCUCUUGUGUUGGAUGAACAUAUAAUGCAUAUUGUCUCUGCCUAAGCAACAAAGUGUGCUGAAAUAGUAGGAAAAGAGAGGAAGAAGAAAUGCUUUGUAAUUAAGUUUGUAAUUGAAGCAUUAAAAAAAAGUUCCUGUUUUAAGAUGAAAGCCCAGGGAGACCACUGGUAAUGGUCUUUCACCUCCAAAACACUGAUUCAAGUGAGGCUGGGUCAGCAGUGACCAUGUGAUGGCUGGUCAGUGAAAUGCAUUUGCUCUCAGUCCAGUGUGCAUACAAAACCCACCAGAGCAGAUGAGACUACCUUGCCCUGUUAUUCAGUUCUAAGUCUGUCUGCCAACAAACUGUGGAGACUGAACUCUCCGCUCGUUCUCAAGAGGCAGGCAGUCCAAAUCUGGACUGGGAUGCACUGACUGAGUGAUGUGGGGGAUCUUGAGUUUCUUCAGCCCAAGCUCUAUCUUUCUCCAACACCCUGUUUUGAAAAAGUAAACAUAAAGCUGUUCGGACAGAAAUGUUUGUCAAAAACCGCUCAACGGGCCCAAUCCUGAUUCUACUGAUGUCAGUGGAAGAUUUAGCCCAGGGACUUCAGUGGAUGCAGGCUCAUCCCCCAUGAGCUCUGCCCAUCUUAUGAAAGUUUGAAGCAAAACAUAGUUUGCUACAGUUCUGAAGAGAACAUAAAAUCAACGCUUAAGGCUGCAAUGAGAAAAGAUCAGACUGUGGCUUUUGCCAGUUGCACAAAAAUGGGGGAAGUAACUGUAAUCAGCCCUAAUCAAUCCAUAUAACAUAAAGUAUGAAGAAUCUUUCAUGUUCAGUUGACUUUUUCUAAGAUCUGAAUGUGUGUAUUUAUUUAUUUUUUGGCAUUGUGCAAUAUUUGGUGACAAGUGGAUGAUGUAUGCUGUUUGCCUUUUGGGAAAGGUAUGUUAUCGCUAGCUUAUGAAAAUUGCUUUUAUAUGCCUUCUGUUUAUUAUUUGAUCAACUGAUGCUUAAUGCUGUGUUUUUUACUUCUAACUGUAACUUGUUUGGGAUAUUUUUAAAAAUAUGUCUAAAUUUUGCAGAAUAAACUUCCAAUUACUGACAAUAUAAA
Molecule: messenger RNA, 7464 nt
Organism: Trachemys scripta elegans
Lineage: Eukaryota; Metazoa; Chordata; Testudines; Emydidae
Gene: PIK3AP1
Product: phosphoinositide-3-kinase adaptor protein 1
Exons: 17
Coding region: 300-2708 (802 amino acids)
Biological process (GO): signal transduction
Cellular component (GO): cytosol
Molecular function (GO): phosphatidylinositol 3-kinase regulatory subunit binding; signaling receptor binding
Source: RefSeq, a predicted model, not a curated record